This is a messenger RNA of Arabidopsis thaliana (thale cress), 378 nucleotides long. RefSeq names its product UvrABC system protein A. Bases 61 to 276 code for a protein of 71 amino acids. The record is from RefSeq and is marked reviewed. The transcript is spliced from 2 exons. Lineage: Eukaryota; Viridiplantae; Streptophyta; Magnoliopsida; Brassicales; Brassicaceae.
AUGUUGUAUUAUUCUCUUGCUUGCUUGCUUUGGCUGCUGCAUUUUUGCUGAGACGAAAUAAUGAAUCCUCAAACCGAUAAAGUGGUGAGAAGAACGACGAUGGUGGCGACUGCUGUUGCUUCCUACUUUCUCUUAACCGGCGAUUACGGUCCCGAACCCAACGUUCUUGAUCCCAUCAAAAGGAAGAUAUUAGCAGCACAAGAUUCUGUGAAGCAAUUCAUCUUUGGACCAAAGGGAGAGCCAUCUGGUAAAGAACCAUCUGACACUGCUAAAUGAACAUGUUAGCUAGAAAUGUUUGUCAAUCUACUUUUGUGAUCAACAACUAUGGUUUAACCCUUUACUUUGACUUUGUUUCCAGUAACAAGUCUUAAUCUCUUC